ACACCAGCACUCGCCAUGGUCGCCCUCGCUGCACCAGCUGCUACCCGCAACGUCGUCAUCCUCGGCGCGAGCUACGCAGGCGCACGAGCGGCCGAGCUCCUGUCGCGCACCCUCCCUUCAACACACCGCGUCGUCGUCAUCGACCGCCAGACCCAUUUCAACCACCUGUACCUUCACCCUCGAGUGAGUGUCGUCCCCGGGCACUCGCACAAGACCUUCAUCCCGCUCGGCGGCAUCAUCCCUUCACCCGCCGCCGCCGCGACCAACGCUUCGCUCCCGCUGUCGAACAAGGCGCGCCACGUCGUCAUCCACGCCUCGGUCACGUCGCUCAACGAUGACUUUAUCGAGCUCGACCGCGACCUGCUCGAGCACGAGCGCGACCUCGAGGGCGAGGCCGACGAGAUCGAGUCGUUGACCGACGAGCUCGAGUCGGCGAGGCUGGACGCUGCGCCAAGGGACAAGAAGCUGUCGACGAGGAGGCUGAGCUGGGAAUACAUGAUCUACGCUCUCGGGUGCCAGCUUCCACCAUGCCUCACGUCGACGGCAAGGACCAAGAAGGACGGCGUCGCCUUCCUCGAGAGCCGCGGCGCCGAGAUCAAGCGCGCGACCAAGAUCCUCAUCGCCGGCGGCGGCGCCCUCGGCAUCCAGUUCGCGACCGACAUCGCCGACCUGUACAACAACCCGCACAACGUCGCGCACCUCGGCCUCGCCGAGGGCGAGGCGCCGCCGCCCAAGAAGCGCGUCACGCUCGUCCACUCGCGCGACCGGUUCAUGCCCGCGUACAAGCAGGAGAUGCACGACGAGGUCGUGCGACGGCUCGAGGUGCUCGGCGUCGAGGUUGUCCUCGGUGAGCGGCUCGCGCUCCCGCCGCAGGACGAGGAUGCGCCCGGGACGCUCAAGACGGUCAAGCUUCGCGACGGGCGCGAGCUCGAGUACGACCUCCUUCUGCGCUGCACCGGCCAGAAGCCCAACUCGCAGCUCCUCGGCCAGUGGUUGCCCGAGGCGCUCGACGAGCACGGGUUCGUCAAGAUCCGCCCGACGCUCCAGGUCGACGUUGCAGGCGUGCCCGAUGCCGACAAGCGGAGCGAGAAGCUGCGGCGCAACGUGUACUCGAUCGGCGACGUCGCUGCCGCCGGCGUCAUCAAGGCGGGCCACACCGGGUGGAACCAGGCGGGCGUCGCCGUGCAGAACAUCAUGUGCUCGCUCGAGACGGACGCGCUCAACGCCGAGCGGCCCUCGUCGGCCGACGCCGAGGAGCCCAAGCUCGUCGAGUACGAGCGCAGCCCGCCGCAGAUCAAGGUGACGCUCGGCCUGCAGCACUCGGCGAGCGAGAUGUGCGCCGCCAUGGGCGACCAGCACACGCACUUCUCGGUCGGCGAGGGAGGCCCGGUCGACGGGCACUACGCCGCCGUGUGGACGAGGAUGGGCGCAGAUCCUUCCGGCGACCUCAUGGCGUGAUCGAGUCGAGGGCGGGCAGCGGCGGUGCCACUUUGUCGAGCGGCGGCAGCGGCGGCGGCGCUGGAGGAGGAGGUAGACGAGGUGGUCGACCUCUCGGGCCGGCUUUGUUCGCGAUUGUUGUAGACUUGUAGAUAGCAGUGCAUCACGCAGCAGCAGUACCCGGACCAU
Molecule: messenger RNA, 1626 nt
Organism: Rhodotorula graminis WP1
Lineage: Eukaryota; Fungi; Basidiomycota; Microbotryomycetes; Sporidiobolales; Sporidiobolaceae
Exons: 8
Coding region: 16-1458 (480 amino acids)
Cellular component (GO): cytoplasm
Molecular function (GO): flavin adenine dinucleotide binding; electron-transferring-flavoprotein dehydrogenase activity
Source: RefSeq, a predicted model, not a curated record